AAGACGUACCGCCAAGCGAUUUAGCGUUCCGGUACGAUGCCGUGUAGAAACCGAAAGGGGUGUGGAUUUUGAUCCUCCUCCUUACAAGUUAGCCCGCUUCCAUUUAAGACUACAUCAUCACUUACCAUCAGGUGAGAUUGUAGUCAAGGGCUAACUUGUAAACAAUAAAAAAAAAAUACUCUCUGGUUUAACCAAUAUUAAAUUUGUGCGAUACCAGCAUUUGUCUACGACUACGUCCAAUACGUCACAAAACGGAACUGAUGAGUCAGUAACAAGUAACAACGAAACUCAUACUAUACAAAUAUACUAAGAAAUUGGAAUGUCUGUCUGUGAAUAUAAAGAUACAGCCAUUUUCAGAGUGACGGCUAGCAGAACAGCAGGCCUAUUCACUAACUUUAAGUAACUUUAAUAGAUAUACACGAGAUUUACCUAAUUUUAUAUAUUUGUAAACUCAAUUAUUUGCCUGUCCACAAUGUUUGAAAGGGCUGAAUCGUUGUAAAUAUAAUAAUUUUCAUGUAAUAUAAUUUUGAUCCUUCGUUAAUAAAGUUAGAGAAUAAUAAACAGGGUGAACAUGAAGCCCAAUGACUUCAUUUUUAGAGUAGUAUAGUAGGUUGUAGGAGUGUUUUAAAAAUUGUUUUAAGAUUAAUUAAACGAAUCGUAUCUGCUAUUCGCGCAUCUAAUAUAUUAUAUACGAUCGAUCAUUAAUUUUUCAAAUUAUAAAAUUGAAAAUUUUGAAUUUUGAAACAACCGAAGGCAAUGAAAUUAUUAACUACACCCUUGAUCAAGUCAUCAAUAUUUAAGGCGCUUUCAUUUGAGACCCCACACUAAUUUAUUUGCAGACAUUCAGUUAUUCUUCCCGACUUUCACCUCCCACAACUUUAAAGGUUAAGGUUAAAAAUCAGCAGAGAAAGUCGCAGGCAAAUUACUAAUUAGGCCUAACUUAAUUUAGUAUAGGUAUAAAUUAGUACAAAACAUUGGCAUGUCACUGACUCACGGGGUUUAUAAAAACAGCAGAACGUAGGCCAUUGUUGACAUUUCCUUUGGUGCCUUUAAAAGUGAAACGAUUCUAUUUAUCACAAGUUAUUGAUAAAAAAAAACCCGCAUUUUUCGUGGAAACACUUUUUAUACCAACGACCGUCAGUUAAGCGUCGCGCCUCGUAGAAUUAAGUACUGUUUAAUUGUGAAUUAAUUAAUUAAUUUAAUUAACAUUAUCAUGGAUUACACGACAUUCGUCUAUUUUGUACUUCUCCAUUGCUCGAUUAACGCACUGCCUUACGAAACAGAUUCACACGAAAGCGGAGAAAUUACUGUAAGCUUCGACGAUGACGACAAACACGAUAUAUUCCUAGACGAACAAGAACAAAAAACGAUCAUCGACAAUUUAGAAAAAAUAUUGAAAGAAGAGGAAAUAGAGAAACUUUUAGGCGAACAACAAAAAGAAGAGAAACAAGGAAAGGAAUCUGAGUUAGAAAGCGAACAACAAAAAGAAGGAAAGGAAUAUGAUUUGGAGAGGAAAGUCAUUACAGAUAAACCAAGACCAGCAAAGUACGAAGUGACAGAGAACGUUAUCGACGUACCAGAUGACAGAACACGAGGACCCAUUGUAACUAACUAUUCCAUCACAAGACCUCUUAACACACCAGCAGCUCCCACUUCUACUACAGAAGUGAGCGAAAAUGACAAAAACAAUAACGAAGGAGACAAAAGACCAGCAAGUGGUGGUAGCGACGUAAACAAAGUUGAGGAAGGAUCAGGUAAAAAGAAUUAUAUAAGCAUUUUACACGUGAAAGCUGAAAUCGACAAUACUGACAAACAUAACAACGACAAGAUAGAGUCGAGUAAUUCUGAUUUUGGAUCACCUCACGUUUCAGGUAUCAAAGAAUAUUUCAAUGGCAUCAAGAAAGGUAUAGUGAAUGGAUUCAACAGCAUCAUCAACUUGCAGCAUAGGACCGAAGCAACUCAUGCACCCGAAGAACCAACCGGACCUUUCGGCUUCCUAAAUAAGAUAACCAGAAAGAGCUCUCAGUUUGCGCAAUCUAUUCACAAUCAUAUAUUUGGAGACCAGGAAGAUUUUUAGGUUAUUAUCAGUAUUAAAAAUGCUUUAGGCUACGAAUAUAUUUAUUAAAACUGA
Messenger RNA from Bicyclus anynana (squinting bush brown), 2131 nucleotides. RefSeq lists its product as uncharacterized. The transcript is spliced from 2 exons. The coding region runs from base 1214 to 2077 and encodes 287 amino acids. Lineage: Eukaryota; Metazoa; Arthropoda; Insecta; Lepidoptera; Nymphalidae. The record is from RefSeq and is a predicted model, not a curated record.